AUGGCCGGAACGUCAUCGGAUCAAAGAAAACCUCAUCCUCUCUUUUCUCCAUACAAAAUGGGCAAGUUCAAUCUCUCUCACAGGGUGGUGCUAGCGCCUAUGACACGGUGCAGAGCUUUGAAUGGAAUUCCACAGCCAGCCCUCGUUGAAUACUACACGCAGAGAGCAACUGACGGUGGAUUUCUCAUCACCGAGGGGACGAUGAUCUCACCCACAGCCGCCGGGUUUCCGCACGUGCCGGGAAUAUACUCAAAAGAACAAGUGGAGGCAUGGAAGAAAGUGGUGGAUGCAGUCCAUGGCAAGGGUGGUGUUAUAUUCUGUCAACUGUGGCAUGUCGGCCGAGCAUCUCAUCAAGUGUAUCAACCUGGUGGGGCUGCACCAAUAUCAUCCACGAGCAAGCCCAUCUCAAAGAGAUGGAGAAUACUAAUGCCAGAUGCAACGCAUGGGACCUACCCAGAGCCUCGUGCACUGGCAACCUACGAGAUAGCAGAGGUGGUGGAACACUAUCGCCAGUCAGCACUCAAUGCCAUUGAAGCAGGUUUUGAUGGUAUUGAAAUCCAUGGAGCCCAUGGCUACCUCAUUGACCAGUUCUUAAAGGAUGGAAUAAAUGACCGUACAGAUGAAUAUGGUGGCUCGAUUGCAAACCGAUGCAAAUUCCUAAUUCAAGUGGUUCAAGCAGUGGUUGCAGCCAUUGGUGCAGAUCGGGUUGGUGUUAGAAUGUCACCAGCAAUCGAUCACCUCGAUGCCAUGGAUUCUGAUCCUCUCAACCUAGGCCUGGCAGUGGUCGAAAGACUUAACAAGCUCCAGCAAGAUGUUGGCUCAAAACUUGCUUAUCUCCAUGUGACCCAGCCACGGUACACAGCUUAUGGCCAGACAGAGGCAGGUAGGCAUGGCAGUGAAGAUGAGGAGGCCCGACUAAUGAGAACUUGGCGAAGAGCUUAUUGGGGAACUUUCAUUUGCAGUGGUGGAUUUACCAGGGAACUAGGAAUGGUAGCUGUGGCUCAAGGUGAUGCUGAUUUGGUGUCGUAUGGUCGCCAUUUUAUCUCAAAUCCUGACUUGGUUACGAGACUCGAGCUCGAUGCACCUCUAAAUCGGUAUGUUAGGGCUACUUUCUAUACACAAGACCCUGUUGUAGGGUACACUGACUACCCUUUUCUAAGCAAGGGAAAUGGCAGCAAACUACCAUUGUCACGACUCUAA
Ilex paraguariensis (yerba mate) is the source of this 1200-nucleotide messenger RNA. Lineage: Eukaryota; Viridiplantae; Streptophyta; Magnoliopsida; Aquifoliales; Aquifoliaceae. The record is from the annotation of a GenBank genome assembly.